CGGUCUCGGGUAACAGCGUGAAUCGGAACCACGGGGGCUUUAGUCGUCUGCCCGAACGGCUUGCGGGAUGGCGCUGUGGCCGCCGCGCUCCCGUGAUUUAUGCCCGAGUCGGGAAGAGGAGCUGCAGCCUCCUGACUCGCAGAUUUACAAUGAUGGGAUUGAAAUGGCCUGCCAGCAACAAAAGGAAUUUGUAAAGAGUUCUGUGGAGUGCAAAUGGAAUUUAGCAGAAGCCCAGCAGAAACUUGGUAGUCUAGCCCUGCACAACUCAGAGUCCCUAGACCAAGAACAUGCCAAAGCGCAGGCAGCAGCUGCAGAGCUGAGGUAUAGCGAAGAAGAGUGGCGCCGGAAAGAAGAAGCAUUAAGGCAACGGGAAAGGCAGAAUCUGUGGAACAUAGAUUUCAUUAGCAGGGAGGUAUUUAAUAAGAGUUUUAUUAAUCAAAAGAAAAGGAAAGAAACAGAAGAAGAUGCAUCUAAAUCUUUCAUGCAGAAACAUGAGCAGAAGAUUAGACAUUUUGGCAUGUUGAGCAGAUGGUUUGACAGUCAACGAUUUCUCUCUGAACAUCCCUACCUUGUCUGUGAAGAAACUGCUAAAUAUCUUCUUUUAUGGUGUUUCCACCUAGAAGCUGAACAGAAAGGAGCUCUGAUGGAGCAGGUAGCCCACCAAGCAGUGGUGAUGCAGUUUAUUAUAGAAAUGGCCAAAAGCUGUAAUGUGGAUCCACGAGGCUGUUUUCGUCUGUUUUUCCAGAAAGCUAAAAUGGGAGAAGAAGGCUACUUGGAGGCUUUUAAAAAUGAACUUGAAGCAUUCAAAUCAAGAGUAAGAAUUUGUUCACAGUCCCAGAAUUUUCAAGCAAUGUCAGUUCAGAACCCUUCAGUUCAUACCAGCCUGAAUUCUAUAGCGGGGUUUGCAUCUUUUCCACAGAAUUCUGAGUCGAUUCAGGGCUGUAGCGCGGACUUGGUGGUACACAGGGAUGAGGAAGAACCCAAAAUGAUGGAUACCGUAUAGUACUCCCAAGACUCAGCCCGCCUGCUCUCAUUGCAAAGAGAAGAACAUGCUGACUUUAUUGGGACUUAUUUUUAAGGGUGCUGCACUUUAGUUUGGGUGUCUGUUUUUUGGAGAGAGGAUAAUCCAGAAACACACUUGGUCCUUCAUUUGGAAAAUGUGCUGCUAGGGUUUUUGUUUUCUGUCUUUCUCUUUCUUUCUUGCUCUCUUUCCCUUCCUUCCUUCCUUUUUUUAGGAGAGGGACUUCUCAUCUGUUGCUGAAUGUGAAACCGGAUGUUUCUUCUGCUACUACUAUACACUUUGCCUUUUUAAAUUUUAGGAAUCAAAGUAUGAGGAAAAAUCUGCACUGCUGCAAUGUUUACAAGUUGUUGAUUCUAGGAGGAAUCUGCUUUAAUCUUACUAGACAUGCCCAUGUCUCACUCUGGAUAUUAAGAUCAUUGUUAUAACGUUCUAUUGCUUGCAUUCUAAGCGCUCAAAUCUGAUUUUUAUCAUGAAUAGCAAUAAAUCAGUGGUUGCUAUUAACAUUGCCCAUCUGGAUGGCUGAGGGAGAAAAAGGCACUGGGCUUUUAACUCUGCUGCAAGGAUAACAUUUUUAAUUUUUUGCUUUUGGACAAAGGCUUUUUAUUUUUUGUUUUGACAUUAACCUAAUUUGAUGUGCAAGUGGUGACAAUUGUCUGGACCGGCAUAAAAGCAGUAUUUUCUAGAGAUGUCAUUGUAGGGAAGCUAGCUUUCCUAGAACAAAUGAACAGUUUAACACACAUUUGCCAGUGGACAUUCAGAGGUGAAAAAAAAUCAGCAUUAGUUGAUGUCUUUUGUAGCUGAAGAAUGAAUGUGAUAAUUUUUUUAAAGUUAAGAUGAACAUUAAAGGGAACUCAGGUGCCAAACCCAGACAGAAUUGUUUCCUUUAAUCAAAAUUGUAUUGAAUGUGAAGCUUAAGGACAGCCACAGGAGGGGAUAAGUAUUCAACUGACAAUUUAAAAUGAAACCUCCCCCAGAGAAUCAACUUGUCAGCUCCUGGUCCUGGGGUGUUGUCCGUAUAGGCCGAACUCUGACAUCUUUACAUGAAAAUUGCUGUCAUGUUUCUACCAGGAAGUCACCACUAUUUCCCACCCUUCUGCUGCUUGGGAGACUCCCCAGUCGUCAUGCUGUAGCUUUUUGCUGCCUCUGCUUAAUCGCCGUUGAUGUUGGGACAGGUUAAAAACAUGAAUGGGCUGUUACUAUUUAGUGCCAGUGCAUUUUAGCCCUUGCAGCAACAUGGGUGGAAUCGAUCCAAGAAUCAGGGAGAUAGGAUAAACUUCAAUCUGGAUCUGUCUCUGUUCUCUUAUUUGGUAGAAAUAUCAACCUAAAGGGAAACAUGCCAUCAGGUUCCAAAGGAGUUAUAGAAAUGCACGGGACAGAAAUGCAUAUGAGCAGCUGAGCCUCUAUCAGGUGUUCCUGGUGCCAUGGAGUCAGACUUUUUUUUUAAAAAAAAAUGUUUCCCUGUUUAGUGGUAGGAGUAGCUGUAGAAGAAGCUGUAACUGACAAUCAGGUUGUACUCAUGAUUUUCUUGGUGUUUGACAUAAUUGCUUUAUAUUCUGGUCUAUGUAGAAAAUAGUCUAGCACUCCAACUAUACGAAAAGAGACUAGUUCGUGGGUGGUGGCACAUUCCACCAGCUGUGACCUAGAAUUUAUAAGUAAAAGAUGCUGAUUUUAGUCAAACUGUCCAAAGAGGACAUUUCUCAUGUGCCUUGAAUAUGCUAGGCUCCAAGAAUGAAGCAGAACCCAUCCCUAGCAUGUGUUCUUGACUUGAGAUUUUAGUCCAGCCCACCUUCUGUAGCCAUAACAGUUUCUUUUGGUGUUCCCAAAGGAAGAGAGAAAACAUAGCUGGAGAGACAUUUUUUUCAAGGGAUCAGACACAGGCACUAGAGUAAACAAUCUUUAUACAGAGUUCUAACUUUUAAACGUGUGUAUUCUUUGCAUCCCAGCUGAUAAGUCACUUCAGAAUCUGAUCUCUGGUCAUUAGAAUGCCCCUCUGAGUUUCCACCUUCAUGCAUUAAGUGCUUUAAUAGCAUUGUAGAAUGUCACCUUGACCAAAUUCUACAGCUCUUUGCUCACUUUGGGCUUAUGUGGGAUCCAUGUUUUGAAAUUAAUGCAGUUUUCACCAUCAUUGCAUGUAUGCUUGGAGGUAAGCCCUAUUGCCAUGUAAGCAUUAAAAGUUUGUCUCUAAAAAUAUUUUAUAGGAAAGGUGCAUGAAAACCUUAAGCAGCAAACUUUAGGGAUUUUAGUAAAAUGUCAAAUGAGAUUCACUGGCAGUAGUUUUAAAACAAAGUGAUUCCCCUUUUUUUUGUAAAAAUAGACUGACUUGUGAACUUCAUGGAAAAACUUGAUUUUAAAAAGGAGAGGGAGCAAAUAAUGAAGAGCUUUUGUGAUCAUUAAUCUACUUGUCAGGAUGUCUUGAAACCUUUAGCUAUUGAAUAGCUCUUGAGUCAAGAGAAAAUGAAGCAACUGAUCACUUAGAUAUUCUGUUUGAUUUACUGAUUUUUCUGGGAUUGUCUCCUCAGCAAGAAGAUGGGUUAUACUCACUAGUGCCCUGGUCCCUAGAGCUGUUUUAUAUUCUACAGUGGACUCCUGUAGAUUGAUAUCAUGCAUGAGUUGAUGCAUAUAAAACUUACGAGAGACCUCUUCUCAUGUGCAAGCUAUACACAGCUUUGUGGGGAACUUAAAAUCAUAUGAACCGGUAGCAUGAAACCACCACGUGUUCUCCUUUACAUAAAGUACUCCAGUAUCUCACUUCCUAAACUUGUACUUCAUUCACACAUGAUCAGAACUGGCCUGAUGUUUCCUGGAGUUGCUAGUAGCAUGGUAGCUAUCAGGUGAGCAGGGACGCUGGGGAGAAAUUGGUUCGUAUGCUAGUUCCAAAUGUGGCCAUUCAAUUUACUGAAAUCAUUGCGUUUCCAUUGGGGCUAACUUCAUAUGUUAUGCAGAGGCAAAUUUAGGUUUGCCAUUGAGCGUGCACUCAGCUGCAGCCACUGGUAUGAAACGGGCUUGCAAACAUGUCUAUUCCAUUCAUGUCUUCUAUUUUUAGAUAUACUUGUAAAUAUGCAAAUACUUGUAUAUGCAGUCAGCAUAUAACGUCAGAAGACGACUGUAUCGGUGAGCUGAAAGGGUCCAGGAGAAGUGGCCCGGCUCAUACUAGUGGAGCACGAAAAGCUCCAAGGAUCAUAAGGAUCGCACUUGUAAAAUGUGUAUGGUAUAUAGUGUAACUUGUGAUGUGGCCUCUAACCACCUAAAUUAGUACUAUAAUAGAUUUCUCCCACCAUUACAGAAUUGUGUCAUUCUGUAGACAGAAUAUUUUCACAAUUUUAUUUGGCAGGGAUUGUAGAUCUUUUGGGGACAGUAGUAGUACUGAAAUUCUUCAACCCUCUAACAGCCUUGCUGCAGGGUGGGGGAGAGUUACUGAAACCUCUUCAAUAAACUUGGCUAUAUGCAUAACUGGGGGAGAAGUAAAUGGACUGUCUUAAUUGACAACAUUUAUUUUGCCUUAGGUUGAAUCAAGCCAAUGACAAACUACUCACCUGGAGGGGGGAUUAAGGUGCAGUGUGGUACGUAAGUGCCACAGACGCUGCAAUAUUACCCAUGUAUUUGAUUCACUACUAAAUUUUAGUUCCUGUACCCAUUUGGGGGGCAGAGGAGUUGUGGUGGUGAAUCAUGAUGUUCCUGCUGAACAGCCCAAAGGGUAUGUUCCUGCAUUCCUUCCAAUGCUGCAGCGAUGCUGGAUUGCAACACUCAGCCAUGUAUAUCAUUCUUCGCAUUCCCAGGAUUGUAAACUAGGGAACUGAACAGGCAAUAUCUGGCCUGCCAGCAUCUAUUUCAGGCCCUUCUAGCUUUUUCUACUCUUGCUUUUUUGUUUUUAAUCACUCCAUUCUGCCAUUUCAAAGGCUGGAAUACAACAUUUUCCUGCUAGUGCUGUAUUCAGCCUCUUUUAUCCCUGGACUACAUUUGCUCAAGGUUUGGCUGCAUUCUACUGUACCAACCGUGUUUUGUUAAUGAUUGUUCCUUAGAGUUGACUUUCUAGAGUGGUAACUUAGCCUAUGAAAAUCUUAGAGAAACAUACUGCUUUGUGACUUCAUUUAAAAUACAGAUACUUCUAAAGCCUUAAUGUGAGUGAAGUUUCACAGCCUGGGAGGAAAAAACUUGUAAAACUAUCCUGUCUGAGUUUUGGGUAUAUCACCAUCUGUUAAUAAAAUGUACUUUUGUUGUAACAAG
Eublepharis macularius is the source of this 5245-nucleotide messenger RNA. RefSeq names its product cell division cycle 37 like 1, HSP90 cochaperone (gene CDC37L1). The transcript has 7 exons. Gene Ontology annotation, molecular function: protein-folding chaperone binding; heat shock protein binding. Gene Ontology annotation, cellular component: cytoplasm. Gene Ontology annotation, biological process: protein folding; protein stabilization. Bases 68 to 1003 code for a protein of 311 amino acids. NCBI's taxonomy places the organism in Eukaryota, Metazoa, Chordata, Lepidosauria, Squamata, Eublepharidae. The record is from RefSeq and is a predicted model, not a curated record.